AUGCGUUCCCUGUUAUUUAAAAAAAAAACAAAAUACAAUUUUAACAUCUUUAUGAAUGCUUAUUUUUCUGGUUUAAUUAAUCGAGAACAAAAUAAUAAAAUCACUGGAAAUGUAAUUAAGUUUGAUAAAAGAAAAGGAUACGGAUUUAUAAAGCCCAAUGAUGGAGGACCGGAUGUGUUUGUUCAUUAUACAGAGAUCUGCCAGAAUAGAAGUUUUUCAGUAACAAGUGAAGAAAAAAAAAAAUUGGAAUGGCAAUCUAACACAAAUUUAAUGAACAAAAAAGACGAAUUUAAUUAUGAACAUGAUACCCAAAAAAAAAAAGAAAUUCAAAAUGAAUUUAAAUAUUUAAUACCAGGAGAAAGAGUUAAAUUUCAUGUUGUUUAUGACCAAAAAAAUAAUUCAAGUAAAGCAAUAAAUGUUGAGUUUAUUGAUUGA
This is a messenger RNA of Plasmodium vinckei vinckei, 435 nucleotides long. Its product is annotated as cold-shock protein, putative. Gene Ontology annotation, biological process: regulation of mRNA stability. Gene Ontology annotation, molecular function: mRNA 3'-UTR binding. Gene Ontology annotation, cellular component: cytoplasm. NCBI's taxonomy places the organism in Eukaryota, Apicomplexa, Aconoidasida, Haemosporida, Plasmodiidae. The record is from RefSeq and is a predicted model, not a curated record. The transcript has 3 exons. The coding region runs from base 1 to 435 and encodes 144 amino acids.